Messenger RNA from Branchiostoma belcheri (Belcher's lancelet), 1178 nucleotides. RefSeq lists its product as uncharacterized. Gene Ontology annotation, biological process: regulation of apoptotic process. Bases 8 to 1174 code for a protein of 388 amino acids. NCBI's taxonomy places the organism in Eukaryota, Metazoa, Chordata, Leptocardii, Amphioxiformes, Branchiostomatidae. Gene Ontology annotation, molecular function: protease binding; death domain binding. The record is from RefSeq and is a predicted model, not a curated record. The transcript is spliced from 3 exons.
UUUCGCCAUGGCAGACGUGCCUAUGUCAGACAGACAUCGUGACGUCAUCCGUAAGAAGUACGUCCCCCUGUCACGUGACCUAAAACCCCAGUACGUGCUGCCGUACCUGUACCAGGAGAAGGUUCUAACAGAAGAGAUGAUGGAGGAUUUAGACGCCAUCCCUGACCAGAGGCGAGGCUACAAGGCCAGGAAACUGCUGGACGUCAUCAUGACCAGAGGAGACCGGGCUUUCGGCGUCUUCAAACAGGCGCUGGUGGAUGCAGGGUAUAGACACUUGGCUGAACUUCUAGAAGAGGUAUGUCCUCCAGCGUUGCCCAAACCAUCCGUCGAAAGUGGGCUGCACCAGUACGUAAGCCCGCCAGAGGUCGCUUCGGAGGAGGUUCCCGAAGGACCGCUGAAGUCCCUCCGCCUGAGCCUACAGCCGUACAGGGCCACUCUCUCCGGCAAGAAGAUCAUCGAAGGCUGCAGACUCAUGGAGCUGGGAGCUGAGCUCCUCAACAGCAGCGGUUAUACCGACAUGGACGGCUUAGCGAAGGUCGUGGAAGGGUUCAUGGCACAAGAGCGCCUCACUGCACACAGCUAUGAACGCUUUCUAUACAACUCCGACCACUUGGCCUUGGACAAGGCACGGGUAGCCGACCUGAUGGCCAACCAGCUACACCACAACCCCACCGACAGUACCUGCCUGUUCCUCCAGGCGGCGCUUCUACCGUUCAACGAGACACGCGUACGGGAGAUGAGAAAGGUGGUGGACGUGAUUGUAGAAAACGGAGAAGACCCGCUACACAAGUAUCUUCACCACGUCUACUGCGUGCUGGGAGACAGCGUGCUGAAUCUGUACCGCGAUAGCCCUUCUAGUGCCUUACCCGCUUUUACAAGCGCGCUGAUGUACAAGCAGGACUACCCGACGGCUGUGCAUCUAGCAGCCGAGUGUUCCAUGGUCCUUUCACCGGUAGAUGCAGUGGAACAGUUUCACCGCUACCUGCAGCUGGCUCCUCCGUGCGACAAGCGGUUCCACUGGGCGCACUACUUUCUCGCCAUCCUGUACAGCAGGCAAUCCGAGCAGGAGAAGGCGGAGGAACACUAUAACCUAGCCGUCCAGGCAGAGGAAAAACGUCUUCCAACGUCGGUGAUGGGGUGGGCGAAAGAGGUGGCACAGAAGGUGUUCGCUUAGAAAG